Messenger RNA from Mycena indigotica, 945 nucleotides. RefSeq lists its product as uncharacterized. The coding region runs from base 1 to 945 and encodes 314 amino acids. The record is from RefSeq and is a predicted model, not a curated record. NCBI's taxonomy places the organism in Eukaryota, Fungi, Basidiomycota, Agaricomycetes, Agaricales, Mycenaceae. The transcript is spliced from 7 exons.
AUGUCAGCCUUGACGAACAAUGUCGAUUCGGGGAGGUCGAUAGAAAGGAAACGAAGGGAUGGAAGGAAUGACAAGUGUUGGAGAGAAAGUCGGCUAGGUGGCGGUGCUGCUCUCGAUGUCGAACGGACAAGUUCGCCAAACCUGGACGAUGGUGUUGCGCUCAGCCGCAACGAAGUCAGGGUAUCACCAAAACGGUUUCCCAGAAGUUCACAAAAUCUUCGCCACUCUGCAGCAUUAGGAGGGUCUUCGAUGACAAGUCCGAGUUGCGUUAAAGGGCUCGAUAUCUGCGCCAGAAACAGGACAAUGUUCCCCACUUGUCCGGUCAGGUGGAGUUGCGUCAGCGCAGGGAAAACACUGCUGGUCGACUUCGUCCUCGGCAGAGAACACGCCGCUAUCGGAAUGGGACUCGAUCGAAUCAGAUUUUCCCAACAGAUCGAGCUGGAAGCUUUUCAGGCGAGGCAAGUGAGCGACCCAUCUGCCGACAUUGGUGGCCAAUGCUCCGGGCGCAAGGAGAGCCAAUCGUUCCAAGCCGUCUUGAGCUUGCAUCAUUUUGGUUCUACCUCCAACAUCCGCAAGAAAAGCAGGCAGUGUCGGAAACCUAUUCCCACCUACGCCCAGAUGAACCACGAGUCCUUGGAGCUCAGGCGACAAAAAGAGGGCCGCGCGGUCAAGGUUCUCGGGAGUGGUGAUUCUCCAAGUGAGUUGCUGAAGGUUAGGGAGAAUAUAUGUGCGUGGCCGGAGCUCUUCGAAGAUCGGGAAAAUGGUGGCGGAAACAUUGUUCGAAAUUUCGUCUCGCCCUCGGUGGGAGGCGUUGCCUAUGGCUUCUUCCCCCUCUUGAACAAAGCGGUUGGGAAUAACCCGAGGAGCGGAAUAAACGAGUCUAAUGUGAUUUCAAGCGUUCAACGCCGGGUCAAGCCAAGCAUGGCAAGUUUGAGCCAGCUUUAA